AGUGUUCUUUGUGAAUCCCUUCGUACUGUGAAUUCAUGGCAAUGAAGUUGAUUAGUGGUUGUCUUCUGGCACUUGCCCUGCUGGGCUAUCUGGCUGAUGCUCAAUAUACCAAGCCUCAGAAGCCUCAGCUGCCCCAGCGGCCUCAGCAGCCUCAGCGGCCUCAGCAGCCUCAGCGACCUCAGCAGCCUCAGAAGCCUCAGCAGCCUCAGCACCCUCAGCAGCCCCAGCAUCCAAAGACUCCCCCCAAGAUUCCUCCUCAGGUAACACCACCAUUUCACACUUGUGAAGUGGCUGAGCAGUAUAAGAUACAAUGUGGGGUUCCUAGCAUCUCUGCUUCAGAUUGUGAGGCUAUAAACUGCUGCUUUGAUGGACGCACAUGCUAUUAUGGCAAAUCUGUGACUCUUCAGUGUACUAAGGAUGCCCAGUUCAUCGUGGUGGUAGCCAGAGACGCCACCCUGCCCAACCUUGACUUGGAAACAAUUACUUUCUUUGGAGAUGAUCAAAAUUGCAAUGCUCUUGACACCACUUCAGCUUUUGCCAUCUACCAGUUCCCUGUCACUGCCUGUGGCACUGUCAUGAGGGAAGAACCUGGUGUUGUAAUCUAUGAGAAUAGGAUGUCCUCCUCAUAUGAAGUUGCUAUUGGACGCAAAGGAAUCAUUACCAGAGACACCAGCUAUGAUCUUAUUGUCCAGUGCAGAUAUAUUGGCACCACAGUUGAAGCUCUCGUCAUUGAUGUUGGCCUGGUUCCUCCACCACCCCCAGUUGCAGCUCCUGGACCUCUGCGUGUAGAGCUCAGGCUUGGCAAUGGAGAAUGUCAUACCAAGGGUUGUGUGGAAGAGGAGGUGGCCUACAGGUCCUAUUAUGUGGAUGGUGACUACCCCGUCACAAAGGUGCUCAGAGAACCUGUGUAUGUUGAGAUCCGAGUGCUGGAGAGGACUGAUCCCAACAUUGUCUUGACUCUUGGAAGAUGCUGGGCAACGUCUAGCCCCUACCCCCAUAGUCUUCCUCAGUGGGACUUACUGAUUGAUGGCUGUCCCUACCGUGACGACCGUUACCUGACCAGACUGAUCCCUGUGGGUGCUUCAGCAGAUAUCUUAUACCCAACCCAUUACAGGCGAUUUGUUUUCAAGAUGUUCACAUUUGUAGCUACAGGAGGUGCCGAUCCUGGCAAGGGAGGUGCUUCAGAUCCAGAAGCUAUGACUCCUCUCAAGGAAAAGGUGUAUAUCCAUUGCAACACAGCUGUGUGCCAACCAUCUCUUGGAAAUAACUGUGAACCUAGGUGCUUUAGAAAGAGGAGAUCCAUUGCUGCUUCUGCCCAGAAUGACCUCAGAUCUGAGACCACCGUGGUUAGCAGUCAGGAGAUUGUCAUCACUGUACCAGGCCCGGAUAAUCAGUAACAACAUCCAGACAGAACUUUCUUAUUGUGAAAUGUCUGUUCCUGAUGCUUACUGACAAGUGAUUAAAUUUCAAAUAAAUGUCAUGUUGUCUGAUA
Messenger RNA from Larimichthys crocea (large yellow croaker), 1492 nucleotides. RefSeq names its product zona pellucida sperm-binding protein 4. Gene Ontology annotation, cellular component: egg coat. The coding region runs from base 36 to 1397 and encodes 453 amino acids. Lineage: Eukaryota; Metazoa; Chordata; Actinopteri; Sciaenidae. The record is from RefSeq and is a predicted model, not a curated record. The transcript has 8 exons. Gene Ontology annotation, molecular function: acrosin binding; structural constituent of egg coat. Gene Ontology annotation, biological process: binding of sperm to zona pellucida; prevention of polyspermy.